Molecule: messenger RNA, 777 nt
Organism: Sungouiella intermedia
Lineage: Eukaryota; Fungi; Ascomycota; Pichiomycetes; Serinales; Metschnikowiaceae
Source: the annotation of a GenBank genome assembly
AUGGAUUUCAUGAAACCAGAAACCGUUCUAGACUUGAACAACAUCAGAACCAGUCUUGUUCGUAUGGAAGACACAAUUGUGUUCGACUUCAUCGAAAGACUGCAAUUUUUCUCUUCUCCCUCUGUGUACGAGAAAGAUAAAUACAAGAUUCCAGACUUCAGCGGUCUGUUCCUAGAAUGGCUUCUUUUGCAAACGGAGAAAACACAUUCGCAAGUCAGAAGAUAUGAGGCUCCUGAUGAGACGCCGUUCUUCGCCGAUCAGUUGCUCCAGCCUUUGUUGCCCUCAAUUGAGUAUCCCAAGGUUUUGGCGUCCUACAGUGACGAAAUCAACGUCAACGACGAAAUCUUGAAGUUCUACGUGGAGAAAAUUGUUCCAGAAGUGUCAUGCGGUAGUGGAGACCAACAGGAAAACUCAGGAUCUGUUUCCGUGUGCGACGUAGAGUGUUUGCAAGCACUUUCGAGAAGAAUUCAUUUUGGAAAGUUUGUGGCCGAGGCCAAGUACAGGGCCGACCCCGAGCUUUACAAGAAGCUUAUCGAGGCCAAGGAUGUAGAGGGAAUUGAGGCCAGCAUCACCAAUAGUGCUGUGGAGGCCAAGAUUUUGGAGAGGUUGAAGGAGAAGUCUGAGGCGUACGGAACUGAUCCAAGCUUGAAGUACUCUCAGUUGGAGCAGCUGAAGGUGAAGGCGGAUUUGAUUGUUAGGUUGUACAAGGAGUAUGUGAUUCCACUCACUAAGAAGGUAGAGGUGGACUACUUGUUGAGAAGAUUAGAAGAUGAAUAG